This is a messenger RNA of Pseudopodoces humilis (Tibetan ground-tit), 1078 nucleotides long. It is a transcript of the gene CCDC124, whose product is annotated as coiled-coil domain containing 124. Gene Ontology annotation, biological process: transcription by RNA polymerase II. Gene Ontology annotation, molecular function: transcription coactivator activity. Gene Ontology annotation, cellular component: nucleus. Lineage: Eukaryota; Metazoa; Chordata; Aves; Passeriformes; Paridae. The record is from RefSeq and is a predicted model, not a curated record.
AUGCCCAAGAAAUUCCAGGGGGAGAACAGCAAGUCGGCGGCGGCGCGCGCCCGCAGGGCCGAGGCCAAGGCGGCGGCGGAGGCGCGGCGGCAGCAGGAGCUGGAGGAUGAGCUCUGGAAGGACGAGGACAAACACGUCCUGAGGAAGGAGCAGAGGAAGGAGGAGCGGGAGAAGCGGCGGCUGGAGCAGCUGGAGCGCCGCAAGGAGCUGCAGCGCCUGCUGGAGGAGGAGGAUUCCAAGCUGAAAGGGAAAACUCCCAAGCAGGGAAAUCCCGGGAAAAUCACCCGGGCGCAGAUCGAGGAGAACGUCCGGAAGGAGCAGCAGCAGAAGGAAAACGCCGACGGAGCGGAGAAGGAGAAAUCCCACCUGGAAUUGCCCCUGGAGGAGAACCUGAACCGGCGGCUGCCCGAGGAGGGCGCGGUGGAGGCGCGGAGCAUCGAGGACGCCAUCGCCGCCCUCAGCGUGUCCCAGCCCCAGGAGCGUCACCCCGAGCGCCGGCUCCGCGCCGCCUUCGCCGCCUUCGAGGAGCUGCAGCUGCCGCGCCUCAAACGGGACAAUCCCAACAUGCGGCUGAGCCAGCUCCGGCAGCUCCUGAAGAAAGAGUGGAUGAAAUCCCCGGAGAACCCCAUGAACCAGCGGCACAAGGCCUACAACAGCCACAAAUAGGACUGCAGCAUUCCCGGACUGGGAUUCUCCCGGGAAAAUCCUCCCGGGAAAGUUCUCCCCGCGGGAUUCGCUUCUUUUUCCUCUCUCUCUCUCUCUCUCUCUCUCUCCCUCUGUCUCUUUUUCUCUCUCCGUGGAUUUCUCGAGGUCGGACUGAUGGCGCCUUCUCCUCCCCCAAAUUCCCUGGAAAAAGCAGCUCCCAGCAGCUCCUUGGUGUUCCCUCCGUGGAAUUCUGGAGCCGCCACGUGGGAAACGCUCCCGGGGCGUGAUCCCGAAAUGAUUCCAGAGCGGGAUCUCCCUCGGGUAUCCCUGGUGCCGUUUCCUUUGGGACUGGGGUAUCCCUGAAAUCCCUUGGGAUUGGGAUAUCCCUGAAAUCCCUUGGGAUUGGGAUCUCCCUGGUGCCAUUUCCUUUGGG